UCAGAGCAAUAUUUGUGUAUGUUUGCAAAUGACAAAUGUGAAUUGCAUAAAACAGCAUAGCAGACUUAGUUUUGCGUAUGAGUUCGCCACAAAACUUAAAUAAAAUAUGUGUUCUUAUUUGCAAAAUUAACUGUUGCUGUUGCAAAAUUAACUGUUGCUGUUGUCAAAAUUCCCCUUAAGAAAAGGAAGUUAUUUCCAACAAAACGUCAUCGCAUAGUGACGCAUGUAUAUCCGCUAUCUGCAGUUUAGGCUGUGGUGUGUAUUAGUUAUGGCUUGUAGUUUAUAAUAAGCAAAACUUUUUCGUUGGUGCAGCAUGGCGCAUGAGGUGUUAGUCAGUUUGCUAACGGCUGGCCUAAAAGCAACACGUAUUGCGCAAGCUUGUCGUGAACGUAAACAGUUGUUUGAAAUCUUGGUUCAAGAAAAAGGAAAGUUAAGAAAUAAUGUCGCCGACUUUAAAACUCUUGCGGAUGUUUUUAUACAACAAGUUGCAAAAACAGAGCUGGAAAAAAAGAUUCCUUCACUUGGAGAGCGAGUAUUUGGUGAAGAAAACAAUGAAUUCACGAACACACUGGGCGAGUCGAUAGUUGUUGAGGUUAAACCAACCAUGGAGGAAACUUGUAAUUUAUUGGCGAAGGUUUUGGACGGGAACCAUGUUGCUGCUAGGUUGUUAGCAGUGGAAGCACAUUCUAAUGUUGAAGAUCAAAUUGAAAAGAUUGACAAAGAAACAGCUGAGAAACUUUCCAUGUGUGAAGUUGAUAUUGACAAUAUUGCUGUUUGGAUUGACCCCAUUGAUGGGACGGCACAAUACGUAGGAGGUAUAUACAAGGAAGCAAAGGACAAACACGGAGUGCAUGGUAGAGGUCUACAGUGUGUCACUGUGUUAAUAGGGAUGUACAAUAUACAAACUGGGUUGCCAAUAAUGGGGGUGGUGUGUCAACCUUUUUAUGAAAACGUGGAAGGAAGUUGGAAAUCGCGUUGUUUCUGGGGUGUAUGUUGUAACGAUGUUCGUGUUAGUAAUGUCAAGUCACUGCAUGAGAAAAACGUUUUAAACCGUAGUGGUGAUUUGAACUGUACGGUGAUUACCAGCCCCCAUGAUAAGCAAGCAUACAGGGUUGUUGCUUCAUGUGAUGGUGUUGAACAUUGUACUGGUGGUGGGGCAGGCUACAAGUGUUUAUGUGUUAUUGAGGGAUUGGUGGAUGGGUACUUGUACACUGGGGAUGCGUGUUAUAAAUGGGACACGUGCGCAACACAUGCGAUAUUGUCGUCAUUGGGUGGUUCUAUUGUCAACCUUACACAAGCACAAGUAACAGCAGCCGCGUGCAGAGAUACUACAGAGACAAAGUUCAACCCACAGGAAACCCUUAAACACCUUCAGUUACUUUAUAACACCCCAAACCCCCAUCCUAGCUCCCCGUGGGCAAAUAUUGGUGGCAUAUUGGCUUUUGGUCCAAGCAAUAAGUCAUCAUGUUGUGUUAAACAUGUUCUAAUGGCAAUGGAACAAUCUUGAAUAAAUGUAACUUAUUUA
Ciona intestinalis (vase tunicate) is the source of this 1525-nucleotide messenger RNA. NCBI's taxonomy places the organism in Eukaryota, Metazoa, Chordata, Ascidiacea, Phlebobranchia, Cionidae. The record is from RefSeq and is a predicted model, not a curated record.